Messenger RNA from Saccostrea cuccullata (small rock oyster), 4364 nucleotides. Its product is annotated as histone deacetylase 4-like. The transcript is spliced from 23 exons. The record is from RefSeq and is a predicted model, not a curated record. Gene Ontology annotation, molecular function: histone deacetylase activity; transcription factor binding. Gene Ontology annotation, biological process: negative regulation of transcription by RNA polymerase II. Gene Ontology annotation, cellular component: histone deacetylase complex. Bases 1 to 2949 code for a protein of 982 amino acids. Lineage: Eukaryota; Metazoa; Mollusca; Bivalvia; Ostreida; Ostreidae.
AUGGCCACACUAGGCAAAGAACUGGUAUUGUUCAGUCUUCACGAAAACUCACUGGUCCGAAGACCGAGGCUAGUGAAUUUUGAUGUCGGAGAUGACAUUUUAUAUACAAACGUCAAUGUCUUCAAUGACCCCCACCUGCAGCAGGGUCUGGCCAAAAUCAAGCAUGAACAGGAGCUUCAGCACCAGCUGCUAAUCCAGCACUACCGACAGCAGCAGCAGCAGCUAGCACAGGAGCACGAAAAACAGCUAGAGAAUCAUAUCAAGAAGCAGCAAGAAAUGCUGGAACAGCAGAAGAAGCUACAGGAGCAACAUCGCAUGGAGAAGGAGCUAAUGGAGAACGAACGACUAGAACAGAUAAAAAACAAAAAGGACGGCGAACAAAGUGCUAUAGCAUCGUCAGAAGUAAAGGCCCGGCUACAGGAAUUUGUUCUUACUAAGAAACAGCGAGAGGCUGCGGCCAGGAAUUCACCUCCGGCCUUACGAUGGGGUGUGGAUCAGAGUUCCCCACCCCAGGGGAUUUCACCGCCCUAUGCCUCACACCUCCUGGGCAAAUACGAAGACUUCCCCCUGAGGAAAACAGCCUCGGAGCCCAACUUGAAGGUGAGAUCUGCGCUAAAACAAAAACUAGAAAGUCAGCGGAGGAUAAACCAUAGUCCGAUCUUACCCCGAAAGAACAAGUUUGUCAAACGAAAGCCACAGCUCUCACUGGACUGUAGCAGUAACUCAGACUCCGGACCAAACUCCCCGCCCGCUGGUCUCCACGCUUCAAUGGUCAAUGGCAGCAUGACCUCCAAAGAGGAUGGAGGCUCCUACCCCUUCUUACUGUACCGCUCCAUGGGUUACCAUGCCAACGAUCUCUACCCAUCACCCUCCAUGCCUAACAUCUCCCUAGGACGACCAGCCUCUUCAUCUGGUAAUUCUAGUUCCCCCGAGGCAGACCUGCGAAGUCUUAGUCACUCCGGGCACGGGCUGCCAGCUCACCUGGCUGGCUACCCACUUUACCCAAUGACAGGGCAUGAAGCUGAUCUCAACCACCCCUCCAAUCCGGCCCUCCUCUCGGCCCAGAUAAAGGCCCUAGAGGAGGCCCGUAACCAAGCCAAACUGGGUCAGUCCCUCCCCUACUCCUCCCUACAGGCCAUGCCAGGCAGCGCGGCCUCAGAGGCAAGGCAUGCCAGGAUUCACUCAGGGCGUCACAAGCCCCUGAACAGAACCCACUCAGCCCCCCUGCCCAUCGGUCACCCCUUCCUACAACAAACCUAUCUACAGAUGCACCAGCAGGCCGCAGCAGCAGCGGCAGCAACAGGGGACCACGGCAACCUGUCUUCAGAGCAACUGAUGAAGGAUAAAAUGUUUGUUAAGCAGCACAUUAGACAGGCAGUGUUACAGAGGGUCGGGAGUAAGUCUCACAUGGAGAACGUGGACGAGGAAACGGAGGCCAGACUAGCUCAGGAGAUGCGUGAGUCUCGAGAGCAGAUGAAUGAGGAAAUGCGAGAACGAGAAAAAAUGGACGAAUCGUAUAUGGAGGAGAAAGAUAUGCAGCUGUCCAUGAAACCCCGUCACAAAGGCCCCUCCCACCACCGGCCGCUGGCCCGCACACAGUCUAGUCCAUUAGUAUUGUCCAUCCCACCCCCAGAACCACAGGAAGCACAACCCAUCUCAUACAGAUAUACCACAGGUAUUGCAUAUGAUUCAAUCAUGCAGAAACAUCAGUGUAUGUGUGGAAAUAACGCUAACCAUCCAGAAAAUGCUGGUCGAUUACAGAGUAUCUGGUCACGCGUGCAAGAAACAGGGCUCAUCAACCGGUGUGAGAAAAUCAAAAGUCGCCGUGCGACGAUUGAAGAACUUCAAAGUUGUCACUCAGAACUUCACACAUUACUAUACGGCACAAACCCCAUGCAUCGACACCGAUUACUUGACCACAUUCAGUUCUGUAUGCUACCGUGUGGAGGUAUAGGCGUCGACUCGGACACAGUCUGGAAUGAAAUGCACACGUACACGGCAUCAAGAAUGGCUGCAGGGUGUGUUACAGAAUUAGCAACAAGAGUUGCCAACAAGGAAUUGAAGAAUGGUUUUGCGAUCGUGAGGCCUCCAGGUCACCAUGCGGAACAUAACCAACCUAUGGGAUUUUGUUAUUUCAACUCUGUUGCCAUAGCAGCAAAACAGUUGAGGGAGAAAUCAAAAGUGAACAAAAUUCUCAUUGUGGAUUGGGACGUUCACCACGGAAACUCCACCCAGCAAAACUUUUACAAUGACCCUAAUGUGUUGUACAUAUCUAUACAUCGUCAUGACAAUGGGAACUUUUUCCCAGGGACUGGGUCCCCCACGGAUUGUGGCGCCAAUGAGGGGCUGGGGUUCAAUGUCAACAUUGGGUUUAGUGGUUCCCUGUCACCGCCCAUGGGAGAUGCCGAAUACCUGGCAGCCUUUAGAACUAUUCUAAUGCCCAUUGCCAAGGAAUUUAGUCCAGACAUUGUGUUAAUAUCUGCGGGAUUUGAUGCCGCUGUAGGACAUCCCCCACCCUUGGGAGGCUACAAUGUCUCCGCAGCCUGUUUUGGUCACAUGACUCGUGAACUGAUGUCAUUGGCGGACGGCAAGCUAGUCCUAGCGCUAGAGGGCGGCUAUCAUCUGCCAGCUAUUUGUGAUGCUACAGAACUUUGUAUCAAAGCUCUUCUAGGAGAUGAGCUCCCACCGGUGAAAGAAGAAGAGCUGUGUCGCGCCCCCUGUAAACCUGGGCUGGAAACGCUAGAAGAAACUAUUAAAAUACAGGCUAAACACUGGCGCUGUGUUGAGAGGUAUCUAGGGACCAUUCAUUAUUCACUGAUGGAGGCACAAAAGAGGGAAAUGGAAGAAGCUGACACAGUAUCGGCCCUGGCCUCCUUAUCUAUGGUGGCUGCCAAACAAAGCAAUAUGUCUGAAGAGUCAUCCGAACCAAUGGAAGAGGAUAAGUCCUAACCCUUAGAAACAGUCACCAUGGAAACCAGCACAUGUCAAGCUUUUGGCUGAUAGAGACUGUUGCCGCUAUGUUGUGAAUUCAUUCAUAACUUCUCCUUGUCGCUGUAAACAGACCAGUCAGCGUCGGUUGUCUGUUUUGAUGUUUCCCGAUGCCCUGGGUCCAGAUGAGAGGGCACGUAGGCCGCGAGGAUAGUGGACGUUUGGAACCCAGAAGAUGUACAGAGCCUUAAUUAUGUACAUGUAUCAGAUAGAUGUACAGGUGACCGAAGUCGGUCAGGAAUACCUGGGUUUUAUUUAAUUCAGAAAGAAAUAGAGAGAUUGUACAAAAGAAAAAUUACCUUUGACAAUUCUGUAGUGUUGAGAACUAUUUAUGAAUAUAUUUAUAUACGAUUAUAUAUUAUAAAUAUCUGUGUAUAGGAUUUAAGAAAUUGUUUCAGAACUUUUUUUUGUGAUCUAGAUGUUUGCAGAUAGACUUACUGUCAAUAAGUUAAGCUAUGUGAUAUACUGAUGAUGGAAACAUGUGGGGAUUUAAAGCAGGUGUAUUUAUUGUUGGUAAAUAUUUGUUAUCAUACAGGUGUAAAAAAAAUACUAUAGUCAGUCAUUGACUAUUUUUGUCUUGUCUUUUGCAGCAGAAUGUAUAUUUUUACUUGUUGUCAAUUAUUUCUGUCAAGUAUUUGAAUAAAGAUAAAUAUUUUGCAAUGGUAUCAAAUUUUUCUUGAUUUUUACUUCAUUUUAGAAUUUAUCUGUAUGUAGCAUGACAUAUCUUUUUAUAAACUGUUAUCCUGUGCAUGUUUUUUUAAAGAGCAGGGGCUUUUUUUUUGGAAUUGGACCCUUAAAGUCCAAAAUAUUUUUCAACAGAGUAAAUCUGGAGGAACAUGGAGGUUGAACUUUGACCUUUUUAAUUGUCCAAUGCCAGAGGCAUUGAAAGCAAUCAAAUUUUGAUAUUUUCAACAUUUUUUUUUUAAACGGUCUUUGUCCAGUCCUGUUCAUUCAAUUGAUCACACUGGAAAGGAAUGUAAAAAUUUAUCCCCAGUGCUACUAGAGUUUGAUUGGCUAUAUAAAAAGAAACAGUUGUACAUUUCUUACAACGUCGAUGUAUCGAUUCAUAGUAGUUGUCAUGAAAAAACUCUAUUUUUGUUGUUAUGAAGUCUGAUUCAUGUACUUCAACCUAACACAUCCAUUUUUGAGAAAAGUAUUUGACAUUUGUAAUCAUUUGACCAAUCAGAUCUGGUGUAGCAAGUGCUGGGAGUAUUUUUUUUUUUGACCAAUCAGAAUUGGUUUUAUGUUUGUAUUUGUUGUUAAGCCUUGUGAUACUCCAUACUAUUGUUAUUGUGAGCAGCAAUAUUAUUGGUUCUGUCAGAUGGUAGUCAUGACGCUUUACUGUACUUGUUAUCAACAAUAAAUGAGCAAAUCAA